AUGAGAAAACAGGAGGAGGAGAGGAUGAGGAGACUGGAGGAAGAGGAGAGAGAGAGACAGGAGGAUGAGAGGAUGAGGAGACUGGAGGAGGAGGAGGAGAGAGAGAGACAGAAAACUGGUCUAGCUCAUCUGAGGAUAGUUCUGGUGGGGAAGACUGGAGCAGGGAAGAGCGCAACAGGAAAUACCAUCCUGGGUGGGGAGGGGUUUAAAGAAGACUCCUCCCCUGAGUCUGUGACUGCUCAGUGUGAGAAACAGAGUGGAGAGGUGGGUGGAAGGAAGAUUGAUGUGAUUGACACGCCGGGACACUUUGACACGUCAGUGACUAUAGAGAAAAUGAAAGGUGAACUAGAACGGUGCUUCUACAUGUCUGUCCCAGGACCCCAUGUGUUCCUGCUGGUGAUCAGACUGGGGAGGUUCACAGAGGAGGAGAGGAACACUGUGAAGUGGAUCCAGGACAACUUUGGAGAAGAAGCCUCAACGUACACUAUGGUGCUGUUCACUGGAGGAGACCAGCUGAGGAAAAAAUCUGUUGAGCAGUUUGUAGGAGAAAGUGUUAACCUCCAGGAUCUCAUCAGCAAAUGUGGAGGUGGAUAUCACUCUGUCAUCAAUGACAGUGACAGUAGCGCCAACCCUGACCAAGUCCCAGAGCUGCUGAAGAAGAUAGAGGAGAUGGUGAAGAGGAACGGAGGACAACACUACACCAACGAGGUGUACCAGAAGGUCCAGAGGAAGAUCGAAGAGGAGGAGGAGAGGAAGAGAGAGGAGGAGAGGAAGAAAAAAGAGGAAGAAAUGAAGAAACAAGAGGAGGCGAUCAGGAAGCGGGAAGAGGAGGUGAGGAGAGAGGAGGAAAUAAAGAGAGAGGAGGAGUUGAGGAAGAUAGAAGAGGAGAGACAGGAGGAGAGGAGGAAGGCGGAAGAGGAGACGAGGAAGAUGGAAGAGGAGAGACAGGAGGAGAGGAGGAAGAUGGACGAAGAGAUGAGGAAGAUUGAAGAGGAGAGGGGGAAGAUGGAAAAUGAGAGGGAGAAGAUGGAAAAGAAGAGGAGCAGGAGAAAUUGGUUCGAACGGCUUUUUAACCUUUAACCUUGUUGUGGCCAGCACCAUGUCCUAACCCACUGAAUGGAACUGUGUGUACUUUCAUCUUUAUACAAACAUUAACCAGACAUUUAACAUCAUUACAUGACAUAAUCAUACCAAUCUUCAACUUUCCAAUACUAAUCAUACCAAUCUUCAACUUUCCAAUACUAAUCAUACCAAUCUUCAACUUUCCAAUACUAAUCAUACCAAUCUUCAACUUUCCAAUACUAAUCAUACCAAUCUUCAACUUUCCUUUCACAUUAAAUCCCUGUUCUUCAAUAAAUACAAAAACAUGCUGAUUAUUA
Messenger RNA from Oncorhynchus tshawytscha (Chinook salmon), 1379 nucleotides. RefSeq names its product GTPase IMAP family member 7. Lineage: Eukaryota; Metazoa; Chordata; Actinopteri; Salmoniformes; Salmonidae. The transcript has 2 exons. The coding region runs from base 1 to 1080 and encodes 359 amino acids. The record is from RefSeq and is a predicted model, not a curated record. Gene Ontology annotation, molecular function: GTP binding.